This is a messenger RNA of Hevea brasiliensis (rubber tree), 576 nucleotides long. RefSeq lists its product as uncharacterized. Lineage: Eukaryota; Viridiplantae; Streptophyta; Magnoliopsida; Malpighiales; Euphorbiaceae. The record is from RefSeq and is a predicted model, not a curated record. The transcript has 2 exons. Bases 1 to 576 code for a protein of 191 amino acids.
AUGGCAGACAAUAAGAAUGUUAUUUCUGAUGUGAUUCCGGUGAUAACUAAGAUCACGGAACACAAACUUAAUGGUUCGAAUUACCUGAAGUGGAGUAAGACUGUUAGGGUCUAUUUGCGUAGCAUUGAUAAGGAUGAUCACCCUACUAAAGAUCCACCCACUGAUGAUACACGACAAACUUGGCUAAGGGAGGAUGCUCGGUUGUUUUUGCAGCUUCGGAACUCGAUUCAUAGUGAGGCCUUCCUUCAGAGUAUGAGACUGCUAAAUCUCAGAUCCUCUCCAGUUCUGAGAUUUCCUCUUUGCAUGAAACGUUCACAUGGGUCCUUCGUACAGAGAGUACUAAAUCUUCAAAGCCUGCCAGUACUGUUCUUAUUAGCCGUAAUCCAAAUGGACAACAGGGUAAUAGAAGAGGAAGUAGAGGAGGAAUUACAGGCAAUAGAAGUAAUUAGCGUAAUGGAGAGGCUAGUUCUAAUCAGGACUCAAGAGGAGUUAUUUGUUAUUAUUACCAUGAGCUUGGCCAUACAAAAUAUAAUUGUUCGCAACUUCAGAGAAAAAAUCAGCGAUCACAGAUGGUAA